AUGGACGAACAAAUGGGGGUCUAUGAAAAUUUUGAGCCCCAUCAAGUGUGCAAGGAGAAAGUAACGGGAGCACCUACGGACUUAAAGACUCCUCGGUGUCCGAGCUGCCCCAGCCAGUGGGUGGAAUACGAAGGCACUUGCUACUACUUCUCCCAAGCGAAGAAGAAUUAGACUUCCAGCCAGGAAUUCUGCUCUGCAGAGGCUUCCCAUCUUCUAGUCAUUAGCAGUUCCCGGGAAAUGGAGUUCUUUCAAAAGACCUUGGCAGAAACCCACUGGAUUGGACUCAGGAAGAACAUUAACUCUGAUGACUGGCUUUGGGAAGGUGUCUCAGGCAUCAGUGUUAAAAACGUCCUGUCCAACAGCCCUGUACAGCACUGUGGCGUUGUGUGGGAGGGCGGCAUCCACGCCUCCAGCUGCGGAGUGGCCUUCCCGUGGAUCUGUGAGACAACUCCCAAAUGAGCUCACUUCUUCAUUCCAGUCCCUCCGCUCGGUUUGGCUGCUGGCACGGGGCCCUGCAGGCCCAGGUCCAGUCGAUCCACCCGUGUCCCACAGGA
Varanus komodoensis (Komodo dragon) is the source of this 554-nucleotide messenger RNA. RefSeq names its product killer cell lectin-like receptor subfamily G member 1. The record is from RefSeq and is a predicted model, not a curated record. The transcript is spliced from 4 exons. Lineage: Eukaryota; Metazoa; Chordata; Lepidosauria; Squamata; Varanidae.